This is a messenger RNA of Fonsecaea monophora, 450 nucleotides long. RefSeq lists its product as hypothetical. The transcript is spliced from 2 exons. The record is from RefSeq and is a predicted model, not a curated record. Lineage: Eukaryota; Fungi; Ascomycota; Eurotiomycetes; Chaetothyriales; Herpotrichiellaceae. Bases 1 to 450 code for a protein of 149 amino acids. Gene Ontology annotation, molecular function: arylformamidase activity.
AUGACGAGACCUGCAUUUGAACAUCUCCCUUUGCGUAAAGGCGACCCGCCCUUCUCCGCCUGGUCCCUGUACGGGCCGGACGACCAGUUGGGCACACUGAACAUAUUGACGCCAGACGUGGUGACAGCCGCGGCCAAAGAGAUCACCACGGGUGUACGCAUAGGUCUCGAUGCCCCCGUGGACUAUCUUGCCCGGCCUCCGCACGACAGGAAACCCUUGACACACACCGUCAUCCACAAGGCUCCUCGAGCUGUGCACGACGACUUGCUCGACUUCAACACUCAGAUAUCGAGCCAGUGGGAUGGAUUCCGCCAUUUCGGGUAUCAAAGCCUGGGGCUGUUUUACAAUGGUGCCAAAGUGUCGCAGUUGUCGGGGCCUGAAGCGACGGCGAAUCUAGGAAUGCACGGUAUCACCACCUCUGUCACUCCGCAUACUCCUCAACCUGCAUGA